UAGUUCCAGUUCUAGUCCCAGUUAGAUCCUCUGAAGGAAUGAACUGACUGUGCGAUUUUUCCUGCUGCGUUUCUGGAUCUGCAGGCCGACCCGACCCGACCAUCACCGACCAUCAUGUAUCAUCAGUAACGAUUUUAUCAAACAGCUUUUGGAGAACAUCUGGGACUAAAUCAUCUCCUCAAGACCAUCCUGCACCGAGCCUCAUCAAUCAGGUUGGUGACGAAGAAUCUGAGGUUAAAAAUCCGACGCUGCUGCAAAGAUGAGCGAGCUGGAGCAGCUUCGACAGGAGGCCGAGCAGCUGAAGAACCAGAUACGAGAUGCAAGGAAGGCAUGCGGUGACUCCACCCUUACUCAGAUAACGGCAGGACUGGAUUCGGUGGGCAGGAUUCAGAUGCGGACCAGGAGGACACUGAGGGGGCAUUUAGCCAAAAUCUACGCCAUGCACUGGGGCUCUGACUCCAGGCUGCUGGUCAGUGCUUCACAAGAUGGUAAACUCAUCGUCUGGGACAGCUACACCACCAACAAGAUCCACGCCAUCCCGCUACGCUCAUCCUGGGUGAUGACGUGCGCCUACGCUCCGUCCGGAAACUUCGUAGCCUGCGGCGGCCUGGACAACAUCUGCUCCAUCUACAGCCUGAAGACCCGCGAGGGGAACGUCCGAGUCAGCCGGGAACUGUCCGGACACACCGGUUAUCUCUCUUGCUGUCGCUUCAUCGAUGACAAUCAGAUCAUCACCAGUUCAGGAGACACGAUCUGCGCUCUGUGGGACAUCGAGACGGGACAGCAGAUCACCGUGUUCUCGGGACACAGCGGGGACGUCAUGAGCCUGUCCCUGUCCCCGGAUCUGCACACCUUUCUGUCGGGCGCGUGCGACGCCUCCAUUAAACUCUGGGACAUCAGGGACAGCAUGUGCAGGCAGACGUUCACCGGCCACGAGUCCGACAUCAACGCCGUGUGUUUCUUCCCCAGCGGCAGCGCCUUCGCCACCGGCUCGGACGACGCCACGUGCCGCCUGUUCGACCUGCGGGCGGAUCAGGAGCUCGGCCUUUACUCGCACGAUAACAUCAUCUGCGGCAUCACGUCGGUGGCGUUCUCGCGCUCGGGGCGCCUGCUGCUGGCCGGCUACGACGACUUCAACUGCAACAUCUGGGACGCCAUGAAGGGAGACCGAGCGGGUGUGUUGGCCGGCCACGACAAUCGGGUGAGCUGCCUCGGGGUGACUGAAGACGGCAUGGCGGUGUGCACCGGCUCCUGGGACAGCUUACUCAAGAUCUGGAACUGAUACCCCAAAAAAUGGCAACACGCCAGUCACGCCCAUCGUCACACACCGUACGCCUUUCACUGUACAUACACAGUCCUGUGCAAAAGUUUACACCCCCCUCGAACCCUCGACCAAAUGCUUGAGCAGACCAUUAAGGGUUAAAUCUGUUCACAAACUGCCGAGUCCCUAAACCAUGCUGGACUCCGACCCCCCAGGGGGAAAUUUAUGGAAGCCUGAUUUUAAGAACACAGUUUGAGCCGGGGGGUGUAAACUUUUGCACACGACUGGACCUGCACAUUGUACAUAAGAUGCUACGAUGCCGUUCGCUUUAUGUACAAGGCAGCACCAGGUUCGACUCGCUGGAGCUGAAUGUGAAUGUUCUUUUUUCCACACAAACACAUGAAUGACCUGUACAUGAUCCGCCAGGACUUUACCACCAUGUAGGGCGGUGUGAAAAAGUAAUCACCCCCCCGUUCUGAUUAUAUGUUAGAUUUCUUGUACUGAUCGACGCCAGACAAAAAGAACACGAGUCAAAACACGACCUUUUGUAAAACCGUUUUAUUUAUUUCAAGGAUUCUUGAGGUUUUAUUUCAAUCUGGUUUAUUUAAUUCAUGUUUUUAUUUAAUCCACGUCCCUCAGAUCACAAAAAUAAAAGACAAUUGAAAUAAAAA
Messenger RNA from Trichomycterus rosablanca, 1932 nucleotides. It is a transcript of the gene gnb2, whose product is annotated as guanine nucleotide binding protein (G protein), beta polypeptide 2. Gene Ontology annotation, cellular component: cytoplasm; heterotrimeric G-protein complex. The transcript is spliced from 10 exons. Gene Ontology annotation, molecular function: protein binding; signaling receptor complex adaptor activity. The coding region runs from base 260 to 1282 and encodes 340 amino acids. Lineage: Eukaryota; Metazoa; Chordata; Actinopteri; Siluriformes; Trichomycteridae. Gene Ontology annotation, biological process: G protein-coupled receptor signaling pathway. The record is from RefSeq and is a predicted model, not a curated record.